Molecule: messenger RNA, 1008 nt
Organism: Klebsormidium nitens
Lineage: Eukaryota; Viridiplantae; Streptophyta; Klebsormidiophyceae; Klebsormidiales; Klebsormidiaceae
Source: the annotation of a GenBank genome assembly
AUGGGCGAGAAGACGCAUGUGCCGAGCCUAGGCUACAAGAUCUUCCGGCAUAAGGACGCUCUCGACCCUUCGAAGCUCACCUUCGAGCCACGGAGGUCGAACAAGGAUGCUCUCAAAGUGCGCUACGGGGGCGACGCCGUGUACGUCCAGACGAACUCCUGCUUCCUUAAGACGUGUCUCGUGUACGACGGUGAGGUGCAGAAGACCGUCGACCUGGAGAUGUUCGAGAUGCGCAGCGACAAGCACAAGGAGGUGGUGCACAAACUGCGCUCCAUCGAGGAGGCCGCGGAGGCGCACCUGAGGACCCUGAUGGACGCUCCCGGCGAGACGGCCCUUCUCAAGAGCUCGCUCCGCACCCUCCAGAGGAGCGCCAAAGGCUCCCAGCCCACGUUCCGGGUGUCCGGGGAGAACCUAUCGCUGGAGGACAUCCAGACGACCGAGGCAAGGAACGACGUAGAGCCAGGCACCCCAGUCCUGGUCAUGCUGGAGUUGGCCGGGUUGAGGCGGAACGCUGAGGGCAGAGGGGUCCUCUCGUGGUCCCUCUACCAAGUCAAGGUGCUCCAGGACCCCGAGAAGGGCGACGAUGUGCACGGGCGACCGCCCAAGGCGGAGUGGGGCGAGGAAGACACGUUCCUGUUCGUCUUUCUCGCCGCUGUGAUCCUGUACUUCGUUUCCACCACGGCCUUCGCGUUGCCCCAGCAGAGCGGCGGAUACGUCACGGAUGCCGAGGAGCUCGAAGGGUUCCAGACGGUGACGGACCCCUCGAGGGGACUCCCGAAUGGCCCCCAGGACUGGAGCGCGUUCGCCCCUCAGGUCUCCCCCGAUCUCGAGGGAGUCAAGCUCCUCGACCCCAUCCAGUUCAUAGGCACCAGCACAUCCGGCGUCAAGAAGAACAACAGCUUAGACAUCAGGCAGGCCAUCGUCAUACCGAAGCAGAGCUUCCCUUGGAACAAUUCGAGCCUGCAGCCGACCGACUUCAGGAGGAACCAGUCGAUCGACACGAUCUAG